This is a messenger RNA of Anneissia japonica, 4018 nucleotides long. Its product is annotated as slit homolog 3 protein-like. NCBI's taxonomy places the organism in Eukaryota, Metazoa, Echinodermata, Crinoidea, Comatulida, Comatulidae. The transcript is spliced from 3 exons. Gene Ontology annotation, molecular function: protein binding. The record is from RefSeq and is a predicted model, not a curated record. Bases 195 to 3722 code for a protein of 1175 amino acids. Gene Ontology annotation, cellular component: extracellular matrix.
AUCGUUAGUUUAUACCAUUGGUUGUGUCUUUAAGGUAGCAUACUCCAAACAUCGGGUAUACGUAAUAUUAUUAUCAAUUUCAUGACAUGCUCACUUGUCAUUACGGCAGAGAGAACCAGAGACCAGCAACAACUGACGUAUUUGGUGCCUAUGUGAUCCACGAAGUUGCAUCCUACUGAGUGUUUCCUGUUAAAAUGUCAGUUCAGAUGUUGAAGAUGUGGCAGGAUCUGCUUCUGCUGUAUUUCGUUACAAUUCUGUUAAACGAAGAACUUGCCUCGCAGGCAAUGACGUCAUCCUCUUGCCCGCCAUCAUGUAAAUGUGAUGUUUCACGACGGUACAUCACAUGCUUUGAAGAUUUUAUUACGCCGUUGCCUUUUUUAUUUCCAAAUGAUACGAGACAACUUGAAAUACGAAAGCAGUAUCUACCAGUUCUUAACGCCUCAAUGUUCGCCAACCUCGCACAACUUAGAAAGUUGCUGCUGUCCGCAAGUGCCAUAGAAGAAAUCGAGAAUGAUUUUACAAAGCUCCAGAAAUUGAAACGAUUAGAACUCAGUAAAAACAAUCUUAGUGAUUUAGUAUUUAACACUAUCGGGCAGAUGAAGCAGUUGAAGGAGUUAAUUCUAGAUGACAAUUUACUCACACUUGCUGGAAACAACGUGUUUAAUAGCUUAGAGAACGUUGAGCUUUUGAGUUUAUCUGGAAAUCAAAUUGAAGAUGUGCCACCUCUACGUGGUCUGGAGGAGUUACAGAAGUUGUACUUGUCAAACAACUUCAUUCAAACAAUAAACAGAAGCACAUUUAAUAAUCUUUACAAAUUGGAGGAACUUUAUCUGCAAGGUAACCUUAUAACUCAGAUAGAACCCGGGUGGGCAAACAAUCUCCGUGUUCUUCGUCAAUUAGAUUUGUCAGAAAACAUACUUAGCUUGCAACCGUCACGCAACGUGAUCGGACUUCAGAAGAAUUCUCUAUUGGAGACGUUGUCUCUUUCAAAUAAUUCUUUACUACAAAUACCUUGUCAUGAUAUUUCCAAAACAAAGUAUUUAAUCAAAUUUAAUUUAACUUACAAUAACAUAAGAAAUCUUGAAAAUGAGUGUUUAAACAAACUUACAUACCUGGAGAUAUUGGACUUGACACAUAACAAAAUAGAGAAUAUAGAAAAUAAUGCAUUACAGUCAAUGUCAAAGUUGAAGAAUUUAUUUUUGAUAGAAAACAAACUUAAAAAUGUACCAUCGUGUUGGCUGAACGGUUCAAGGGUUAAUCUUGUGAACUUGGCCCACAAUGACAUCGUUUUUAUAUCAAACGACACUUUUUCUGGGCUGGAAUAUCUUGAACGUGUAUAUUUAUCGUACAAUAAUAUUUCAUCAGUUGCAUCCGGAGCAUUUUGUGGCACCAACAUCCGUGUAUUAAAAAUAGAUUUUAACAAAUUGCAGGCCAUUAACAGAUCGCAACUUGAAUGUGCAACGAAUCUGGAAGUCUUAGCUCUCAACAACAACUUCAUACAAGAAAUUGAUCCCAUAGCAUUCUAUGACAUUCGUCUAUUCAAACUUUAUCUUCACUCGAAUCAACUUGAAAGCAUUUCACAUAAAUUGAUACUACCUAAUGAUUACGUAAUGUUAACGCUUCACAAUAACCCUUGGGUGUGUGAUUGUCGAAUUGAGUGGAUGAAAGAUUACCUACUCCUUUACGCGCAGCUUGGCAGCAACGUUACUUUUACCCAAAGUGUCAUUCAAACUGAAGUCAUAUGUGCUGGACCAAAAUACUUUGCUGGUGAACAUAUGUCCAUUUCUGUUAAAUACGACAACGAAUUUGAUUACCAGUUGAUUUGUUCAACUUUCCCUUCGCCUUUGACUAUUAAGUUGAUUUUAGGAAUUUCUAUUUCAACUAUUGGUUUUGCAGUUUUCGUGAGCAUAGUGAAGUUAUUUUUGUUUCCUGUUAAAAUGUCAGUUCAGAGGCUGAAGAUAUGGCAGGAUCUGCUUCUUCUGUAUUUCGCUACAAUUCUACUAAACGAAGAACUUGCCUCAGAGGCAAUGAUGUCAUCUUCUUGCCCGCCAUCAUGUAAAUGUGAUGUUUCACGAAAGUAUGUCACAUGUUUUGAAGAUAGGCUUAAUAUUACGUCAUUGCCAUUUUUAUUUCCAAAUGAUACGAGACAACUUGAAAUACGAAAGCAGUCUCUACCAGUUCUUAACGCCUCAAUGUUUGCUAACCUCGCACAUCUUCGGAAGUUGCUUCUUUCUGCAAGUUGCAUACAAGAAAUCGAGAAUGAUUUUACAAAGCUGCAGAAAUUGAAACGAUUAGAUCUUAGUGAAAACAAGCUUGGCGAUUUAGUAUUUAACACUAUUGGGCAGAUGAAGCAGUUGAAGGAGUUAAUUCUAGAUGACAAUUUACUCACACUUGCUGGAAACAACGUGUUUAUUAGCUUAGAGAACGUUGAGCUUUUGAGUUUAUCUGGAAAUCAAAUUGAAGAUGUGCCACCUCUACGUGGUCUGGAGGAGUUACAGAAGUUGUACUUGUCAAACAACUUCAUUCAAACAAUAAACAGAAGCACAUUUAAUAAUCUUUACAAAUUAGAAGAACUUUAUCUGCAAGGUAACCUCAUAACUCAACUAGAACCUGGAUGGGCGAACAAUCUUCAUGUUCUUCGUCAUUUAGAGUUAUCAGAAAACAUACUUGGCGUGCAACCGUCACGCAACGUGAUCGGACUUCAGAAGAACUGUCUAUUGGAGACGUUGUCUCUUUCAGAUAAUUCUUUACUACAAAUACCUUGUCAUGAUAUUUCCAGAACAAAGUAUUUAAUCAAACUUAAUUUAUCUUACAAUAACAUAAGCAUUCUUGAAAAUGGGUGUUUAAACAAACUUACAAACCUGGAGAUAAUAGACUUGAAACAUAACGAAAUAGAAAAUAUUGAAAAUAAAGCACUGCAGUCAAUGCCAACUUUGAAGUAUCUAUUAUUGCAAGAAAAUAUUCUUACAUACCUGCCAGCAUACUGGUUGAAGGGUUCUAGUGUUGACUUGUUGAACUUAACCCACAAUGAUCUUCUUUAUAUAUCAAAUGACUCGUUUGCCGGGGUGGCAUAUCUUGAAGUCGUCUUAUUAUCGUACAAUCGAAUUUCAUCUUUUGCAUCCGGAGCAUUUUGUGACGGGGGUAUCAAUGUAUUAAUGCUUGAUUUUAAUGAACUGCAAGCCAUUUAUAAAACACAAAUUGAAUGUGCAACAAGUUUGGUGGCCUUGGAUCUGAACAAUAACUUCAUACAAGAAAUCGACGCCGCAGCAUUUGACGGUAUUCAUCUAUUAGAACUUUACCUUCAUUCAAAUCAACUUGAAACCAUUUCACAUAAAUUAAUAUUAUCUAAUAAUUACACGAUGUUAACGCUUCACAGUAACCCUUGGAUGUGUGAUUGUCGAAUUCGAUGGAUGAAGGAAUACAUAGACCUCCACAGCCUGGCUGGUAGCACAACCUAUGUCCAAAGAGUCAUCGAAACUGAUGUCAUAUGCGCUUCUCCAACUCCAAAGGCUGACACACCAGUAGCCAUGAUUUUUAGCACGUAUAGCAUGGUGUGUUCAACGUUUCCGUCACCUUUGACUAUUAAGUUGAUUUUAGGAAUCUCUAUUUCAAUUAUUGGUAUUGUAGUUUCAGUGAAUAUAAUUAAGUUAUACUGUCGAUAUAGAAAGUUGGAAAAGUUUGAUAAAGACAGAGAAGGUGAAAAAACGACGUAUUCUUUGUAGGUCAAUGUACUUGUAUCACUUUUGAGAUAAUAGAUUCAGAUUGUUUGUGACAGUAUUAACAGGUCGACGUCUUAGCAUCGGGCAUUUUGAUAAUGAUAUUUAUAACAUUAUAAUAUUUUAUUAGAAAGAUUGUGGGUUGUGCUUGGUGCCACCAAGCACAACCCACAAUGUAUGAAUAUGUUACAUCCCAACAAACGGUUGGUGUGUGCAAUACAACUUUAAUGUAUACAAAAUAUAUUAUAUAGUUUAUAGUAUAUAGUUUAUAACUUUUCAAAUAAAAUACAAUGGUUCACUGA